Messenger RNA from Aspergillus calidoustus, 753 nucleotides. The record is from the annotation of a GenBank genome assembly. Lineage: Eukaryota; Fungi; Ascomycota; Eurotiomycetes; Eurotiales; Aspergillaceae.
AUGGUAAAAGAAAGAAAAGCUUCCCGGAGCGUGGAACACGAGUAUGUGGAGAACCCAUUCCCAAAAUAUACCCUUCUCCGCAAAUCUCGUCAAACUUUGAUCAUACAACUCCCACAGCCCUUUCACCACCAAGAAAUGUCUGAUCUUGAUCGCAUCCCGCCUUCGACAACGACAUAUGUCGUCGCCACAGCCAUCAUCGCCGGAAUCACCGGUUACUUCAUCGGCCAAGGGGCAUCACUGGGACUCUUUUCUUCAAAGGAAAAGGAGGGUUGGCCGAAUAGCUACAAUGUGAAAGUUCACCGGGGAUCGUCGGAGGAAGAAGGUGACGAUGAGGAGGAGGAGGAUAGCGAGGAAGAAGGCGAUGGAGGCGAACUGGCCGAUUUCGAGGGAAACACAGAGGAGAUCAAGUUAGUGCUUGUUGUUCGGACGGAUUUGGGAAUGACGAAAGGGAAAAUCGCUGCUCAGUGCUCGCAUGCCACCCUCGCCUGCUACAAAUAUCUUGUCUCGCACACCACCAACUCUGCCAUUCUGCGCCGCUGGGAAUCACAAGGUCAAGCGAAGAUUGCGCUGCAGAUAAAGUCGGAAGAAGAAUUACAACUGUUACAGGCGCAAGCCAUGAGUCUCGGACUCUGCGCUCGAGUGAUCCAGGAUGCUGGACGCACACAGAUCGCCAGUGGAAGCAGGACGGUGCUCGGCAUCUUAGGGCCAAAGAGUGUUGUUGAUACGGUGACGGGCCAUCUGAAGCUUCUUUGA